This is a messenger RNA of Hibiscus syriacus, 1095 nucleotides long. Its product is annotated as putative low molecular weight protein-tyrosine-phosphatase slr0328. Gene Ontology annotation, biological process: protein dephosphorylation. The record is from RefSeq and is a predicted model, not a curated record. The transcript is spliced from 4 exons. Gene Ontology annotation, molecular function: protein tyrosine phosphatase activity. The coding region runs from base 49 to 912 and encodes 287 amino acids. Lineage: Eukaryota; Viridiplantae; Streptophyta; Magnoliopsida; Malvales; Malvaceae.
UUUGUACAUCCAAUCCGGUUUUAUCACAUCUCCACAUUUGCAGGCGUUAUGAGGCCAUAUCUGAACAAUACCACAACUAGAUUGCCAUUAACAGCAACUCCUCCAUAUUCACCAUUUUGCCACCACUCCCAUUUCCUUUCUUCCAAGACCUCGUCUUUUAUUCCUCUCUUUCAUUCAACCAAAUACCCAUCUGUCCAAAACCCGAAAUCGCCUCCAUAUCCCCUCCAAAAACCCACCAAUUCUCCUGCUUUUAGGCCGCUGUUGAAAGCAUCGAUGGCAUCAACAGCACCAUCAACAGGGGCAGCCACAGAGACGAAGCCUUUCUCUGUUCUCUUUGUUUGCUUAGGCAACAUAUGCCGGAGUCCAGCUGCUGAAGGUGUCUUUAGAGAUAUUGUGAAAAAGAAAGGCCUCGACUCCAAGUUUAACAUUGACUCUGCUGGCACUAUUAAUUACCAUGAGGGAAACAUGGCAGACCCAAGAAUGAGGGCAGCCUCAAAAAGGCGUGGCAUUGAGAUAACAUCUAUUUCAAGGCCAAUCCGGGCAUCUGAUUUUAGUGAUUUUGACCUUAUUCUUGCUAUGGACAAGCAAAAUAGAGAGGAUAUAUUAAAGGCUUUCAAUAAGUGGAAAUCCAGAGACAAACUUCCCGCUGAUGCAUAUAAAAAGGUUAGUGGAAUAUUAAGAGUGGAGAUUAUCAGUGAAUUAUGGGGUGGCUUUUCCAUUCAGAUAUUUGUACUGGUUAUGCAGGUUAGACUGAUGUGCUCGUAUUGUAAGAAACACAAUGAGACUGAAGUCCCAGAUCCAUACUAUGGUGGACCACAAGGUUUCGAGAAGGUUUUAGACUUACUUGAAGAUGCUUGCGAAUCAUUGCUGGACAACAUCUUGGCUGAAGACGGCAACACUCAUAGUUCCUAAGUUUCUGCUUGAAACCUCAUUUAUAGGCCUUAGUUAUCAUGUGUUCUAAGCGGAACUUCCAUUGGUGUUUGCAUGUAUUUAACUGUUUCCUUUUGUGUGUGUGUAAAAGCAACGUGUCCUUUGUUAAGUUAGCUCUUGAAAUUACUCUGAUAAUCGAUGAAAUAAUUUCUGUUGAUAUAUUAC